Hymenoscyphus albidus is the source of this 888-nucleotide messenger RNA. The record is from the annotation of a GenBank genome assembly. Lineage: Eukaryota; Fungi; Ascomycota; Leotiomycetes; Helotiales; Helotiaceae.
AUGAGCCAGACACUUCCACCCGCCAAGUUCAAGAGGACUACUUCUUCUCCAUCUCUCCCACAAGAUAGCACAACAAUGGACAGAAGCAACUAUACGCCCCACGAUUGCUAUAGCGAAUACCAAGAACGUACCCAAGCACAAGAGCAAGCCGUCAAACCAUCGCUAUUGAACUUCGACCCCUUGAGCCAACUCCCACCAUGGCUGGUGCAUCCCGAAAGAUUGAGCAAUGACGCUAUCUACUACUCCAACAGCUCGCCCUGGUAUCAAAUACAACUGCAAAAUGCUAGACGCAAUCCCAAUUCACCAAUUUACUCACAGCAGAGCUCGCCGACAUUCCGUAGCGAGGGAGAGGAGGAGGAGCAUCACGAGGAAUCAAAGUUUAUGGCUAAGGAAGGAGUCCAAUCUUCUAACGCAAAAGAUGAAGGAGGUUUUGAGAAUGAACCAGAAGCCAAAAAUGGCGAGGAAGACGGAAAUGUAGAGAGCGACGAGGAAUGGCAACACGAAUCACUUUACCAUAGCGGAAGCACUAUCAAGGCCCACACCAAGGAAGCAGGAUCAUGGCUGGCAACCUCGUUGGAACUCUUGAAUCUUUCAAGGAAGACAGACGAGAAGCUACAUACCAAGUCUCCUGGAGCCGAAGAGGGAAAAGAGGGAAAUGCAGAAAGGGGAAACCGUCUUUAUGAGAGGUGGAAUCCCGGAGCACACGAAGGGAAACUUCGCAAGAGUCAAAUUGACGAAACACUGCUUUAUGAAAAGGUUCGGAAGAGCCGCAGAAGCACAUUCACACCCAUAUAGAGACUCAGCAAAUCCCAGGAAGAGAUUGCAGAAGGGAAGAGGGGAGAAGAGAAGAAGAUUCCCGGAACACCUCCAACAGAACAUCGACUAUAA